Molecule: messenger RNA, 3085 nt
Organism: Marchantia polymorpha subsp. ruderalis
Lineage: Eukaryota; Viridiplantae; Streptophyta; Marchantiopsida; Marchantiales; Marchantiaceae
Source: the annotation of a GenBank genome assembly
CGGGAAGUUGAUGGAGCUUUAGGGUUGGAAAGAGGACGGGUUUGGAGCAGCACUCACUACAAUACUCUUGCUGACCUCUUCCAAGGAAGGGUGGGGAUUUGGUGGGCGCUUUACCUUUUGCUGUCCGAGUCUGUUCCUGCUCAGCCUCUUUCUUUCUAUCCUUCCUUCCAUUCAUUCAUUCAUUCACUCAUUCAUUUCAUAUCCGUCUCUCUCGCCCUGUGAGUGUGUGUGUGUGUCCGUCUGUCCUGCUUUUCUGGUGUCUGCCCAUUUGACUUGGCAAAUCUAUGUUUUUUCUUCUCUUCGGUCCGGGAGGGACGUCCAGCAAGGAGCAGGGAGCAAGGCAAGGCAAGGGAAGGGAGGGGAGAGGGAGAGGAAAGGAGGGAAGGGGAGGGGAGAGGCUCCGAGAGAGGGGGAGGGAGGUUCUAGAGCUGCAAUUCGAAACGAACUGGUGGUCAGUGUAUCGGAUCACAAGUUGACUAUACCAGGACGCUAGUACCGUCUGCGCCCACGCCUGCCAGAUGAGGGUCUGCCUUGCUCUCUCUGUCUUUCUCCAGCCCCUCGAAGUCGACUUCUCCACCUCCACCUGACUGGAACUCUGGGCUGGGCCGGGGCAGGAAUGGGCUGAAUGUGCGUUUGCUUUGUUGGACGCUAGACCGGGCUGGCCCCCACCUCGUCUCCUCCUCCUCCUGCUUGCUCGCUGCUCGCACCCUGCACUGCCCGAGGAGCAUGUCUGUCUGCUGCUUGCUUUGAUCAGCCACCUCGGACCCAGACAUACUCACACCAACGCCCUCAAGUACAGCACCGCACAACCGAAGCCUCUUUUGGGUGCUCUGUGCUCUCUCGGGAACUCCAUACACACACACACGGACGCAGACACCUCGCGCUCGGACUCUCACUCUCUCCCGCAAGCAAGAGCACCAUUUGAUUGUCUGGGUGAUUCGGUAUUCUGAUAUUCUGAUAUGGUGCCAUUCUUUCGAGCGUAGAGAUGCUGCACUUCUCCUCGUUCGCCUCUGUCGCGCGGCCUGCCAUUCUGCUGCCUCGCGGGACGCAUUGCUGUCUUUCUUCUCAGGCCGGGAGCGCGACUAGUGCUGGUGGUGUCCGCGCAGGUUUUUGAGAGAGCGCGAGACCGGGAGGUCGAGAGAUCUCGACAAUCAAUCCGUUCCGGCGGUGGGUGGGGUCGCGGACCUAGAGGGGAUUGAACGGAAUGCUGCGAGAUGGUUAUGGGGACCGAGGGCAGGAGGAAUGCGCCUGAGUUAAGAAGACGACGAUGACGAGAGGCCGUGUCCAGUGAGGGAGGGAGUGAGGACGCGAGAAGAGAAGAGGAGAAGACGAGGAGAAGGAGAGAAUGCAAUGUGGUUGACCACGCAGGACGGAGGGCGACGGACAGCGAAGGAGAUAUGAGAUGAGAUGAGCACACGAGGCAGAAUGAGGGGAGAAGAGCGUUAGCAAGCCAGAGUGAGUGACAGAGAGCGAGAAGAGAGAUUGAAUCGAGGCGAGAGGAGUGGAGAGAGGGGAUGAGAGAGUGUGGUUCGAGUUUGGGGAGCGAGGCAGAGGAAUCAAUCAGCAGAAGGGCAGGUAAAGGAGGCACUCGCUGGCGCCAGAAAAGAAAGCGCCCCGUGGGUGCGCCUCUUUUCUACUGUGUUGCUGCAACGGGCCCGAGGAUCCGCCCUCCGGUGGAGAAGUGGACAGAGACGAACCUUUUGCCAGUGGGGAUGCGCCCAUGGCACCAUCCGCACCCUUGCCCCUUCCCCCUCCCGUUCCCCUGAAUGCUUUUCUGGGUGCUGAUGAAACCGUCCAACCUUCGAAUGGCCACAGCACCGGUGCCCUACCCGUCCCACCUCAGCUCAAGCUUCCGGGUAAGAGUAACCUAAGAAGACAUUCCAUGUUUGCCAUUGGCUCUCCGCAUCAACCUACCAUGAGACACAGCCAGUCUUGUCAUAGUACGUCUGAUCCCAGUAUCGCCUUGGAGUCCGACGGAGCUAAUGGAGGACCUAAUUCGAGUGGGCAUGGACAUGGACCCGGUGUUGGUAGAUCACCUCAGCGUCAGCAAAGCAAAGUAAGGUGGACGGACAGCCAUGGGAAAGAUCUCACGGAAGUUUGGGAGUUUGAACCCAGUGAAACAGGUGACUCGGAUGACGACGAAUCCGAUAGCGAUUCAUCACAAGCAUGCACAUGUGUAAUUCAAUAGCACUGGCGACAUUUCACUUGUUGAGUGACGAUUCGGCUUGAUCUUCUUAACCUCAUGAAGUCCUGGUUGGAUGCGACGGUCUGCAUGGGGGUGACUCGCACAGUUUUGAAUAUUGUGCACGGUAUAUAAUAUGGCUUGUAGGAGCGCAUCUAGAGCUCGGCAGCUAUAGUUGGGAAGUCACAAACCUGGGGAGAUUGUCGUGGCCUAAUUUUGUACAAAGGCAGAGUACUUGGUUGAACAGCAGCCAUCAGAGAAGUGCUCAGUAUUCACUCGAACAGUUACCAGCAUGCAUAUGAUGCAUGAGUACAGCCUGAAGCAAAAUAGUUGAAGGAAAUCUAAUUAUGCAGGUGGAAUUGUGCACGUUGGUGUUGCCUGAAGCUUUGGUAUUUGUAACAUUGAUUUAGUCUUCGUAAUGAAGGUGACUGGUAUAUCAGAUGGCUCAAGAUGUUAGAAUGACCCAAGAUUGGUGGGUGCAGCUUAGCAACCACGAUAUAUUUUAAAAGGCUCUGUUAGGUCCUUCCGGGCUCUGUUCUUCUCCUGCCACAUACACCCCAAUUUAUGGUCUUGUUGAUACCCAUAAUGUCGCCGCUUUCAAUUUUCAUACCGGCAUGGGUGGUUAGUUGGUUUGCGAGGUACUUUGAACCCCGACUAUAUGGAAGAACUUUUAAUUAGAAAUUCAUUAGCUGUUAAGUUGGGUGAGAGUAGGUAGUCUGGAGUUUUUUCUCUCUCAAAAUCAGGCCUUUUUGUGUCCUGGUUCCUCAGAGACCUGAUUGUUGUCAGCAUCCUUGGUAGAGCACUUAUGCCAUGUAUUCUCUUUGUAGUUUUACUCUCUUUGAGCUCCAAGGAGCUUCUUUUCCUAAGUUAUAAUCAAUACUUUAUGAACCAAAUUGUUCAUCG